This is a messenger RNA of Suillus subaureus, 240 nucleotides long. RefSeq lists its product as uncharacterized. The record is from RefSeq and is a predicted model, not a curated record. The transcript has a single exon. The annotation marks the transcript as partial. NCBI's taxonomy places the organism in Eukaryota, Fungi, Basidiomycota, Agaricomycetes, Boletales, Suillaceae.
GUAGUAGCCCUUCAAGAACCACACAUCAACAUAUUGAAAAACACCAUCUCCUCACCAUAUUUUUAUGCCAUAUAUGUGACAACACGCUUCUCUGCACCCAACCUCACCUCACACACUGUCACCCUGGUAUCCAAAGCCUUCAACACAAACUCCUGGCAACAAAUCACAUUUCUGUCUCCAGAUGUAGUGGUGAUUCAAUUCAGAGGCCCCUUCAGGCGAUGCACCUUAUUUAAUAUUUAC